Molecule: messenger RNA, 1642 nt
Organism: Aspergillus ruber CBS 135680
Lineage: Eukaryota; Fungi; Ascomycota; Eurotiomycetes; Eurotiales; Aspergillaceae
Product: OSBP family protein
Exons: 7
Coding region: 1-1281 (426 amino acids)
Cellular component (GO): membrane; cytosol; cortical endoplasmic reticulum
Molecular function (GO): sterol binding
Source: RefSeq, a predicted model, not a curated record
AUGUCUUCUGACUGGGGCUCUUGGUUUUAUUCUUCAGGUAAUGCUCGGUCUUCGAUCGACGACUCCAACCGCAGUGACGUCCACAGCGGCGAGGAUGAGACCGUCGAGCCCGAUCAGGGAAAUGUGCUUUCGCACAUCAUCUCCCAGUUGCGACCGGGUGCAGACUUGAGUCGAGUCGUUCUUCCUACAUUCAUUCUCGAGCCACGAUCCAUGCUAGAAAGAAUAACCAACUUCAUGGCACACCCCGAAACACUCCUUCCUAUGACCACCAUCGAUGACCCCCUCGAGCGCUUCGUGUCCGUUGUCCGGUUCUACCUAAGUGGGUGGCAUAUCAAGCCUCCAGGCGUGAAGAAGCCGCUAAACCCAAUCCUCGGAGAGACCUUCACCGGAUACUGGGAAUAUCCCGAUGGCACGCGCGGGUAUUACGUCGCCGAACAGACCUCGCACCACCCGCCCAAGUCGAGCUAUUUCUUCAUGGCCCCUGAACACAACAUCCGGAUAGACGGGACUUUGAAACCGCGUAGUAAGUUCCUGGGCAAUUCCGCAGCUAGUCUGAUGGAAGGUGUUGCCGUCUUACGGCUUCUGAACAAAGGUCAGAACCAGGAGAAAGGCGAACGAUAUAUCCUGACGCAGCCCAACAUGUACGCCCGCGGUAUUCUCUUCGGGAAGAUGAAGUAUGAACUCGGAGAUCACAGUUAUGUCCGAUGCCCGGAAAACGACCUGGUUGCGGACAUUGAGUUCAAGACUAAGGGCUACUUUUCCGGUACUUACAAUGCGAUUGGCGGGACCAUCAAGAACGAAAAGACCGGAGAGGUAUACUACGAGCUUUCUGGUAUGUGGAACGGGGUGAUGACCAUUAAGAAUGUCGCGACACACAAGAAAGAAACACUUUUCGACGCAGUACAUGCCAAGCACACCCCUCCCCUGCACCGACCGAUUGAAGAGCAAGGUGACCGGGAAUCACAAAAGUUAUGGUACGACACGGUCCAGGCAAUCAUUGCCCGCGAUCACGACGCCGCAACAGAUUCAAAGACCGCGAUUGAGGAUCGCCAACGUGAAGAAGCAGCCAAGAGAACCGAACAAGGAGUUGAAUGGCAACCAAAACUCUUCCGUCAUGUCCAAGGAGGCCCUGGUGGCCCGGACGAGGGCGAGGAAGACCUAGACUGGAUCAUUGAUGCGAAGGUUGAACCUCACAACCCCGAGGUUGCCAUCAAACAAAUCCUAUCCAUCGCCCCGAUUCUGCCAGGCCAGAAGAACGAAAUUCCCGCGGCAAGCCAAUAAACACAUGGCCACUGAUGUCGUGCGACAAUAGGGUUGCAAGUCCUCAGCGGAUUCCGGGCAAUGAAAUACGGACGCGCUCUCGACCGUCUCGACUCGCUGCAGGUGGCAGCGUUAGACCUACCGUGGUCUGGUGUAUUUUUUUAUUAUUACUUCAAUACCAUAAUUAUUUUUACGUGUGAUGCAAGCCAGCGAUCUGGACCGGGGUAGUUAACCUGCUCAGAAGACUAUGGACGGUCGUGAUGAUCCCUGUGGCCCCGCAUUUUAUCUUGUCGACUGAUUUACUUGCAUUUAUAUACAAUACGCUGGAUACCCGAUUUGAUUUUACAAGACUGGAAAAAGUUUGGAAGACGGACGCGCGGGA